AUGAACAUUUCAUAGUAAUAUGAGGAAUAAUAAAAUUCAGAGAGAAUUGAUACUCAAUUUCGAAAACAGGAUCAGAAUCUUUUCAGAAGACAAUUUUCUCAAUAUUAAUUCAAUAAUACUUGGAAACUUAAUGGACUCAACAUCAUUUUAAUAGUUCUAAAAUUUAUAUAAGCGAUAACGAAAUAAACAUUUACUACUUCCUUUAAGUUGCUCAAUCGACAAUUUUUCAAAUUGCUUAAGGAUAAAACCUCAGAUUACAACUAUUAUCUGCAUAGAGGCUAUUUUACACAAGCCAAAGCGUAAUCCUUUAUGAUUAAAUUUGAUCAAAGGGUGAACUUCUUCCAAUAUUACAGAAGAAAUUACAUAAAGAGAUUCAUGCAGUUUAUAUUAUUGGAACCUGAUGACACAAUAAUUAUAAUUUGGAAUAUUUAUUUAUUGUGUAUUGUUACAAUCAAUGUGUUUUAUGUUUCACUACGAUUAUCUUUUGUGGAAAUUGUGAAAAUGGAUUGGGUAUUGAAAGAUUUCAUAUUUGAAUAACUACCUAGUUAUUCAUUUUUAUUAGAAAUUAUAAUUAAAUUUAAUACCUGUAUUUAUAGUAAAGGAGUACUGAUUAAAAAUAGAAAGAGAUUAAUAAAGCGAUAUCUAAAGAGAGAAUUUCUAAUUGAUAUGGUUUUAAUCAUACCAUUCUUUAUUGGAAGAUAAUUUGAUUUUAUAUACUUAGAUCUUGUUAUUAUCUUGAAAGUGUUCCAGAUAUCCAAAUUAACUAAUUCUUUAUUUAAUCGUUUGGAAUUGACAUAACAACAAACUACAGUUUUUGAAUUGGUUAAACUAAUUUUUUUUAUACUAUUGUGUGCUCAUUUCUCAGCUUGUAUUUGGCAUAAACUAGGAGUUUGGGGAGAUUGGGGAGAUAAAAACACACUAACUUGGUUGAUAAAAGAAUAAUUAUACAAUUCAAUGUGGAUUGAUAGAUAUGUAGUUUCAUUUUAUUGGAGUAUUGUUACUAUGACAACUAUUGGUUAUGGUGAUAUCACUCCUGUAAAUUUAACCGAAAGAUUAUUUUGCAUAGGAAUGACAUUGAUAUCGACAGCAACCUUUGCUUAUUCAGUCAAUAGUAUUGGAUAAAUAUUUUAGGACAUGUCUAAAUAAUCUGUUUAAUUUAAAACAAAUAUGAAUAGUUUAAAUAGAUACUUAAAAAAUUAAAAAGUAUCAACUACAUUGCAAAUCAAGUUUAGAAGAUAUUUUGAAUAUUUUUGGAGUAAACCUUCUCAAGAAGUAAUUCAGUUUUAGGAUUAAAUUCCUUAAUAGUUAAAGGAUCUAAUGAUUGUAGAUAUAAAUAUUAAAUUGCUAAAAUAAUUGGAUUUAUUUAAGUAAUUUACUAAUUCAUUAUUAAAUAUACUUUGUUUAUAAUUCAAAGAAUAGUAAUUGUAACCAGAUGAAUAUUUAUUUAAAUCAAAUUAGAGGGCUGAUAAAUUAUAUAUAUUAGUAAGUGGAUAAAUCGAUUUGCAUGUGAUCAUCAAUAAAAAAAAAAGAAUAAUUGAAAAAAUAAAGACUCAAUGUCUAGUUGGUUAACUCAAUUUUCUUCUCAAUACUGAAUAUAAUUAUGAAGCUAUUGCUACAAAAAACACAAAAUUAUUGGCGAUUGAUCGAUAAACUUUGAUUGAAAACAUUAAAUAGAGUGAUAUUGACUAUUAAAUCUAUAAGAACUUUGAGGAAGACAUUAGAUUGCAAAAAUAAUUUGGAAGAAUCUCAAUAAAAUGCUCUAUUUGUCAUAAGUCAAAUCAUUUUGUACUUGAUUGUCCUCUCCUCAUAGGAGGUAUAAACAGAACAAAAGUAUUGUAUCAAUUGAGACACAACGUACCUCAAGAUAGAAUUUUGAAAGUAAGAAAUAAUGAGGACAGAAGAAUAUCAACAAAGAAGCAUCAUUUUCUUGUCAUGGAAAGUGUAAUAUAAUACAUAAUGAAGAAUGAUGAAAUUUGCAAUCUAGAGGGAAUUAAAGAAUCAGCAAUCAAACAACAAUAAUAAUAUGAAGAGAAGAUCUCAUAUAAUUUAUCUAACUAAUUCACAAAGCCAACAUCUCAAUUACCAAAUGUUCCAACUUCAAUUAAUUGUAUAUCUCAUUAAUCUCUUCGUAAUACUCAAUAAAUCUAAAACUAAAGGUCUUUAAAGGAUAAUUAAAUUCAAGAAGUGCCUAUAGAAAAAGAUAUUCAAUUUGGAACUUUAAGUAAAUCUUAGGAUAUUCGAUUGCUAACAGACUUGAAUAAUUUAACAAUAUAACCUAUUUUGGAAGAACCAUAAACUAAGGAAGAAAGAUCUGAUGAGAAUAAGUUUUCCAUUAACCUUAGUGAAUAAUUGCCAUAAGUGGAAAUUUAAUAAACGUCUAUUGUCCCUUCAGCUGACACUGAUACAAAGCAACCACAAUAAAGAAUGAUGAAAAAAAGACAUUCCAUUAGAUAGAAAUUCGAGAGAAAAUAAACAGAAUAAUAUGAGAACAAAUCAAACAGAUAAAAAUAAUUUAAAAGGUUAUUUACCGAAAGACAAAAUAGUUAAGAGGGAUUGCCUCAGUUAUCUGGAUUUAAUAAUUAAUUAAUUGUAUCCCAACAAUAAAAGAUGAACAAAUUAUAACAACCGACCAUUAUGAGAAAACAAAGCAUUUAGGAUUACAUAAUUUAAAAAGAAAAAGCAUAAGAACCUCUAAAGCAUAAGUAAAAUAAAUAAGAUGAUUCACCUUUUGAAUUGGAAUAUUCUAAUAGUCAACGCUCUAUUAAAAAUAGCAAUGUUAGACCUAACAUUGAAAUUUUUAAAGUGGAUGAUGAUAGUGAUUAAUCUUAAGAUAAAGAUAAGAAAUAAAUAACUAACAAGAUAUAUACCAAGGUUAUUAAUGAUGAUGAAAAUUCUGAAGAUGAAAAGGAUUUAACCAAUUAGUUUUUAGAAGAACAAAUAUUGAAAAAUAGAUAAAGAUUUACUGAUAAAUAGAUUGCAUCUCAAGAACCUCAGCAAAAUUAACUUUGGCAUUUCCCCUAAUAGGAAUUUAAACCUUUGGAGCAAAGUAUGAUGAUCUAAUAUGAGAAAAUUAAAUAGAAAGAAGAACUGCUACACUAAUAGAAGGAGAAGCAAUAAACAGUAAUUAAUAAUAAGGAAAGCAAAGAAAGCAAAGACAUCAAUAAUCAAGCAAGUAUAUAACGGGGAUUAACUAUUAAAGUGACCUCAGAUGAUUCCUCAGAUGAGGACAUCAAUGGAUAAAAACUAAUUAGAGGGUAAUAUCUAGAAAUUUUUAAAGAUUUUGAAGUAGUUAAAGAAUUUAAGUGCUAUUAUCCACAUAAUAAUAUUAAUCAAAUUAUAUUUUUGUUAUAUAAAAAUGAUUUUAAUUCAUAGCAUCAUUUUUUGAGAAAGAGAAAAAUCAAAAAGUAAGAUACAAUAAUGAAUCUCCUAAAAUAAACGUAGAAUCUUAUACGUAAAAAUUAAUAAUGA
Messenger RNA from Paramecium tetraurelia, 3468 nucleotides. RefSeq lists its product as uncharacterized. Gene Ontology annotation, molecular function: voltage-gated potassium channel activity. The record is from RefSeq and is a predicted model, not a curated record. Gene Ontology annotation, biological process: regulation of membrane potential; potassium ion transmembrane transport. Lineage: Eukaryota; Ciliophora; Oligohymenophorea; Peniculida; Parameciidae. The transcript has 6 exons. Gene Ontology annotation, cellular component: membrane.